UGGCAUGACAACAUUAGCUCCGAUGCUAACAUGCUAACAGGCUAACCGAUAGUAAACUACAGACAUUGAACUACAGACAGUGAGCUACAGAUAGUGAACUACAGACAGGGUUAGCUUAUAAUCAUGUCUGAAGUUCGGGUGAAGAAGGAGAGCAUCACUGAUAUCGCGCAGAUAGAAAACAGGAUCAAAGAGCUGUGUCAGCAGUUUCCUCAUGGCAUCACAGACCAGGUGAUCCAGAACGACAUGCCUCACCUGGAGCCGCAGCAGAGAGCCAUGGCCAUCAACAAGCUGCUGUCAUUGGGUCUGCUGGACCUGCUGAGGAACAGCUCGGGGCUGCUGUACAGGAUGAAGGACGCUCAGAGCACCAGUAAGAUGAAAGGCUCAGAUAACCAGGAGAAGCUGGUCUACCAGAUCAUCGAGGACGCAGGAAACAAAGGCAUCUGGAGCAGAGAUAUCCGCUUUAAGAGCAAUCUUCCUCUGACGGAGAUCAAUAAGAUCCUGAAGAACCUGGAGAGUAAAAAACUCAUCAAAGCUGUGAAGUCUGUGGCGGCGUCCAAGAAGAAAGUUUACAUGCUGUACAACCUGCAGCCGGACCGCUCGGUGACCGGCGGAGCAUGGUACAGCGACCAGGACUUCGAGUCCGAGUUCGUAGAAGUUCUGAACCAGCAGUGCUUCAAGUUCCUGCAGAGCAAGGCCGAGGCAGCGAGGGACAGUAAGCAGAGUCCGAUGGUUCAGAGGAACAGUUCCUUCGCUACUUCACACGAAGUCUGGAAAUACAUCUGUGAGCUGGGAAUCAGUAAGGUGGACCUGUCGAUGGACGACAUCGAGACGAUCCUGAACACGCUGAUCUACGACGGGAAGGUGGAGAUGACGAUCAUCGCAGCGAAGGAGGGAACGGUGGGCAGCGUAGACGGACAGAUGAAGCUGUACCGAGGCGUGAACGCCGUCAUCCAGCCCACCGGCCUCGUUAAGACGCCCUGCGGCAUCUGCCCGGUGUUUGAUGACUGCCAUGAGGGAGGGGAGAUCUCUCCGUCUAACUGCGUCUACAUGAGCGAGUGGCUCGACUUCUGACGGCUGCUCCUCUCGUCUCUUUUCUCUGUGAUGAAAAGUUUACGAUCGGUUGGUCGUCGCCUUUAUUUUGUAUUUAUC
This is a messenger RNA of Scomber japonicus (chub mackerel), 1149 nucleotides long. RefSeq names its product polymerase (RNA) III (DNA directed) polypeptide F (gene polr3f). The record is from RefSeq and is a predicted model, not a curated record. Gene Ontology annotation, cellular component: RNA polymerase III complex. Gene Ontology annotation, biological process: transcription by RNA polymerase III. NCBI's taxonomy places the organism in Eukaryota, Metazoa, Chordata, Actinopteri, Scombriformes, Scombridae. The coding region runs from base 124 to 1071 and encodes 315 amino acids. The transcript is spliced from 9 exons.